GACGUGUCCACCAUACCCAUCUGGUGGCAACUACCAAAUGUUAUCCUUGGUGCUAUAUCCGAAAUAUUUUUUAAUGUCACUGCAUACGAGUUGGCUUAUACAAGAACCCCAGAGAAUAUGCGGGCCACAGUUGUCGCGCUGUUCCUGUUCAUGACGGCGUUGAGCAGUGCCCUAGGCGAGAUCCCGAUCCCGGCAAUCAAUGAUCCUACCCUUCUGUGGACUUGGGCAGCUCCUACAAUCGCCCUUGCUGUUUAG
Trichoderma asperellum CBS 433.97 is the source of this 255-nucleotide messenger RNA. The record is from RefSeq and is a predicted model, not a curated record. Lineage: Eukaryota; Fungi; Ascomycota; Sordariomycetes; Hypocreales; Hypocreaceae.